AAGAUCAGUUUUCGCCAUGGCUGAAAGAAUGCAAAAAUGACAAGUUUGCAUUUUAUUGCAUCAUGUGUAAGAAAACCGUGCUGCUGAGCAAUAUGGGCCGACAGGCUUUAACUAGUCACAUGAAAGGACGUAAACACGAACACGCUGCGAGGAGUCAAAACAAUACUUUUGGAAUCGGAGUAUUUCUAUCACCGAAAACAGUAGACGUCCCAAAAUCUACUACACUUAGACUUGAUGGAAGUUUGAUUGCAAAUGUUGAAAAAAUAGCCGAAGUACAAGAAACUGAGAAGACAGGAACGAUUUCGCAACCAAGCACGUCAACACAACUAGAAUCAACGUCCCUCUCGCACAUACUACCAAAGCAGCGGGGAAUAGAUCGUUUCAUUGAAAAGGAGAAAGUUACGCGAGCAGAGAUGAUCUGGUGUCUUCAGACUCUAAAGCAAUGA
Molecule: messenger RNA, 446 nt
Organism: Neodiprion virginianus
Lineage: Eukaryota; Metazoa; Arthropoda; Insecta; Hymenoptera; Diprionidae
Exons: 3
Coding region: 63-446 (127 amino acids)
Source: RefSeq, a predicted model, not a curated record